CAGCCCCGGCCGCUUGGUGGUGUUGUUUACCUAGUGACGAAAACAGAAGUUGCUGGAAAAGUUCAGCAGGUUUGGCAAUAUCCGUGAGGAAAAAAGUCAGAGUUAACUUUUCGGGUCCGGUGACCCAUCCUUAGCACGGAGCGGUUGCUAGUUACGGCAGAAUGUGCCGAGAGGUAAAAUACAAGGACAGAAUAGGUGAACAGCUGUGAAUCUGCAAGCAUCCAGAGGUCAUCAGAGUUGGUUAGCAUCUUCCUCCAAGAAUGUGGAAGGCAGAAGAGCUGUUUUAGCUUUGCAACACUGCUCUUGAAGAAAUAGCAGGCUGCUGUGAACCCGGAAGUGCUGUCAUUCUGAAGCUGCCCUGCUUGAUGACAAUCUGAAGAUGUCAAAGAAGGGGGAAAUAGCACUUUGAUUUUCCAACAGGGUCCUGGAGGGACCCAUGGGAACAGGUGGUGCAGACAAGGGCUCCUCUUCCUACAGGACCAGCACAGGAGACCACAGCACAGGACUAUAACGGACUGCUCCAAGGUCACCAUCCUUGCCAGUGAGGUCUUCACAAUCUGGAGGAGUAACCAGAAGAGUUGCAAGAAGGUCAAUGACCUCCUCCCCUACUCCAAGGCCUGUUUUUAUUCUAAGGGAUUGCAUUCAUGAAUUUUGUUUUCAAGAAUUGAAGAAAAUUUGUCAAAAUGAUUUUGAUAUUCAUAAUUACGUCCAUACUUUGCACCAAUAGUUAUGCUUUUGAAGACCAAGAUAACUGCAAAACUCGAUGGUUUGACCGUGACGACCCAUCGGGUAAUGGUGAUUAUGAAGAUCUUGUGAAUCUUAGAAAAGCAUAUCCUGAUCAGAUCUGCAGUAGCCCAACUGCUUGUGAAGUGGAGACAACGUCAGGAAUUUUACAAUCAAGCUCCGGGGACAAUAUUACUGAAUGCAGUGUUACUGCUGGAUCUAUUUGUGCGAAUAAAGACCAACAAGAUGGCAAGUGCGAAGAUUACAAAAUACGAUUUACCUGCCCUGAGUUUUUUUGCAGGUGCAAAACUCAGUGGUUUGAUCGCGAUGACCCAUCAGGGAAAAAUGAUUCUGAGGACCUUGUGAGUCUUCAAAAAGAAUAUCCUGAGCAGAUCUGCAGUAACCCCAUUGCCUGCGAAGUGGAGACAAUAUCAGGAGUUGCAGUUGGAAGCUCUGGAGAUAAUAUCUCUGAGUGCAGCGUAUUCACUGGCUUCACUUGUGUAAAUGCAGACCAAGAAGACGGAAACUGUGAAGAUUACAAAAUACGAUUUAUCUGCCCCGAAUCUUUUUGCAACUGCAAAACGCAGUGGUUUGAUCGCGAUAACCCAUCAGUAACUGGCGAUUAUGAAGAUCUUGAGAAUCUGCGAAAAGAAUAUCCGGAUCAGAUUUGUAGUAACCCGACUGCCUGUGAAGUGGAGACAACAUCAGGAGUUCCAGCUUCAACCACUGGUGAUAACAUCCCUGAGUGCAACAUUUCAGCUGGAUUUGCUUGUGUGAAUGCAGAGCAAGAAGAUGGGAGUUGUGAAGAUUACAGGAUACGAUUUAUCUGCCCAGCAUCUUUUUGCAACUGCAAAACGCAGUGGUUUGACCGUGAUAACCCAUUGGACCAGGGUGAUUCUGAAGAUCUUGCCAAUCUGCGAAAUGAAUUUCCUGAGCAAAUCUGCAGUAACCCGAUAGCCUGUGAAGUGGAGACGGUAUCAGGGGUUCCAGCCUCAAACACUGGAGACAAUAUUCCUGAGUGCAACAUUUCAACCGGAUUUGCCUGUGUGAAUGCAGAGCAGGAAGAUGGGAGCUGUGAAGAUUACAGAAUAAGAUUUACCUGCCCUGAGUCUUUUUGCAACUGCAAAACCCGUUGGUUUGACUGCAAUAACCAACCACGAGAUGGCGAUUGUGAAGAUCUUGUGAAUCUCCGAAAACUGUAUCCUGGACAGAUCUGCAGAAAUCCAAUUGCCUGUGCAGUGGACACAGCAUCAGGAAUUCCAGCCUCAAGCACCACAGACAACAUCCCUCAGUGCAGCACAUCUGCAGGAUUUACCUGUGAGAAUGCUGAACAAAAUGAUGAAAGCUGUGAAGAUUAUAGAAUACAAUUUACCUGCCCUCCAUCUUUUUGCAGCUGCAAAACCCAGUGGUUUGAUCGAGAUAACCCAUCAGGCACAGGCGAUUCUGAAGAUCUUGUGAGUCUACGAAAAGAAUUUCCUAAUCAGAUCUGCAGUAACCUGAUUGCCUGUGAAGUGGAGACAACAACAGGAGUUCCUGUGUCAGGCACUGGAGACAAUAUCCCUGAAUGCAGCAUUUCUACUGGCUUCACUUGUGUAAACGCAGAGCAAGAAGAUGGGAGCUGUGAGGAUUACAGAAUACGAUUUAUUUGCUCUGAAUCUUUUUGUAACUGCAAAACCCGGUGGUUUGAUCGUGAUGAUCCAUCAGGCAAUGGAGAUUUUGAAGAUUUUGUGAAUCUGCAAAAAGAAUAUCCUGAUCAGAUCUGCAGUAAGCCAACUGCCUGUGAGGUGGAGACAACAUCAGGAAUUUCAAUCAUGAGCACUGGAGACAAUGUUGCUGAUUGCAGCAUUUCUAGUGGGUUUACUUGUAUCAAUAAGGAGCAAGAAGAUGGGAGCUGUGAAGAUUACAAAAUUCGAUUUACCUGCCCCGAAUCUUUUUGCAACUGCAAAACUGAAUGGUUUGAUCGCGAUAACCCAUCAGGAAAUGGCGACAAUGAAGAUCUUGUGAACCUGCGGAAAGAAAAUCCUGAUCAGAUCUGCAGUAACCCAAUUGCUUGUGAAGUGGAGACAUCAUCAGGGGCCCCAGCAUCAAGCACUGGAGACGUUAUUCCUGAAUGUAGCAUUACAACUGGAUUCACUUGUGUGAAUAAAGAUCAACCUGAUGGCAGCUGUGAAGAUUACAGAAUACGGUUUACCUGUGCUGAUUCUUUCUGCAAUUGCAAAACCCAGUGGUUUGACCGUGAUAACCCAUCGGGCAAAGGCGAUUAUGAAGAUCUUGUGAAUCUCCGAAAGCAAUAUUCUGGCCAGAUCUGCAGUAAUCCAAGUGCCUGUGAAGUGGAAACAGUAUCAGGAGUUCUAGCCUCAGAAACUGGAGACAACAUCCCUGAGUGCAGUAUUUUUACUGGAUUCACCUGUGUAAAUGAAGAACAAGAAGAUGGGAGCUGUGAAGAUUACAAAGUACGAUUUUUCUGUCCUGAAUCUUUUUGCAACUGCAAAACCCAAUGGUUUGAUCGUGACAAUCCAUCAGGAAAUGGGGACUUUGAAGAUCUUGUGAAUCUGCGAAAAGAAAAUCCUGGGCAGAUCUGCAGUAAUCCAACUGCAUGUGAAGUGGAGACAGUAUCAGGAGUUCCAGCCUCAGAAACCGGAGCCAACAUCUCUGAGUGCAGCAUUUCUUCUGGAUUUACCUGUGUGAAUGCAAAGCAAGAUGAUGGCACCUGUGAAGAUUACAGGAUACGAUUCAUCUGCCCAGAAGCAUUUUGCAACAACAACUGCAAGACCCAGUGGUUUGAUCGAGAUAAUCCAACGGGCAAGGGGGAUUACGAAGAUCUCGUAAAUCUCCGAAAAGAACAGCCUGGUAAGAUCUGCAGGAACCCGACUGCAUGUGAAGUGGAGACAACAUCAGGUGUUCCAGCCUCAAGCACUGGAGAUAACAUCCCUGAAUGCAACAUUUCUUCUGGCUUUGCUUGUGUGAAUAAAGAUCAAGAUGAUGGGACCUGUGAGGAUUACAAGAUCAGAUUCUUCUGCCCUGAAUCUUUUUGCAGCUGCAAAACUGAGUGGUUUGAUCGUGAUAAUCCAUCGGGAAAUGGUGAUUAUGAAGAUCUUGUGAAUCUGCAAAAAGAAUAUCCCAAUCAGAUCUGCAGUAGGCCGACUGGAUGUGAAGUGGAGACAACAGCAGGAGUUCCAGCCUCUGAAACUGGAGACAAUAUCCCUGAGUGCACUGUUUCUAGUGGAUUUGCCUGUGUGAAUGCAGAGCAGGAUAAUGGGAGCUGUGAAGAUUACAGAAUACGAUUCAACUGCCCUGAGUCUUUUUGUAGUUGCAAAACAGAAUGGUUUAAUCAUGAUAAUCCAUCAGGAAAUGGAGAUUAUGAAGAUUUUUCAAGUCUUCAGAAAGAAUAUCCCGGGCAGAUCUGCAGUAAUCCAGUUGCCUGUGAAGUAGAGACGACAUCAGGACUUCCAUUGUCAAGCAGUGGAGACAACGUUGCACCAUGCAGCAUUUCGACUGGAUUUGUUUGUGUGAACAAGGACCAAGCGGAUGGGAGCUGUGAAGAUUACAGAAUACGGUUUACCUGCCCUGAAUCGUUUUGCAACUGCAAAACCCGUUGGUUUGAUAGAGAUGACCCAUCAGGCAAUGGCGAUUACGAAAAUCUCGUUAAUCUCCGAAAACAAUUUCCUGGUCAGAUCUGCAGAAAUCCGAUUGCCUGUGAAGUGGAAACAGUAUCAGGAGUUCCAGCUUCAGACACCGGAGACAACAUCCCUGAGUGCACCAUAUCUGAUGGCUUUGCUUGUGUUAAUCAAGAACAAGAAGAUGGGAGCUGUGAAGACUAUAGGAUACGAUUUACCUGUUUUGAAUCUUUUUGUAGUUGCAAAACUCAGUGGUUUGACCGUGAUGAUCCAACAGGAAAAGGCGAUUUUGAAGAUCUUGAAAAUCUCAAGAAAGAAUAUCCUGAACAAAUCUGCAGUGUUCCGACUGCCUGUGAGGUGGAGACAACAUCGGGAACCCCAGCCUCCAGCACUGGAGACAAUAUCCCCCAAUGCAGCAUUGAAUCUGGAUUUACUUGUAUGAAUGAAGACCAGGAUGAUGGGAGCUGUGAAGAUUACAGAAUACGUUUUAACUGCCCUGAGAUUUUUUGCAAUUGUGUGACCCAGUGGUUUGAUCAUGAUGAUCCAUCAGGGAAGGGAGAUUUUGAAGUUCUCCAGAAUCUCCAGAAAGAGUACCCUGAUCAGAUCUGCAGUACACCAACAGCCUGUGAAGUGGAGACAAUAUCAGGAACCCCAGCAGCAAACUCUGAAGACAACAUUCAACAGUGUAGCGUUUUAACUGGAUUUACCUGUAUUAAUGCACAACAAAGAAAUGGCAGCUGUGAAGAUUAUAGAGUGCGAUUUACCUGCCCUGAAUCUUUUUGCAGCUGCAAAACCCAGUGGUUUGAUCGAGAUGACCCUUCUGGAAAUGGGGAUUAUGAAGAUCUCAUGAAUCUUCGAAAAGAAAAUGCUGAUAAAAUCUGCAGUAAUCCGACUGCCUGUGAAGUAGAGACAAUGGAUGGGGUCCCUGCCUCACGCACUGGAGACAUUGUUUCUGAGUGCAGCAUUUCAACUGGAUUUACAUGUGUGAAUGCCGAGCAAAAGGACCGGAGCUGUCAAGAUUACAGAAUACGAUUUACCUGUCCUCGCACUUUUUGCAACAAGAAAACUCAAUGGUUUGAUCGCGAUGACCCAAAAGGAAUUGGGGAUUUUGAAGAUCUGGAGAACCUUCGAAAGGAAUAUCCUGGUCAGAUCUGCAGUAGCCCAAUUGCCUGUGAAGUACAGACAGUCUCAAACCAGUCAGCUGCAAGCACUGGGGAUAUUAUUCCUGAGUGCAGUACAUUGACUGGGUUUAUUUGCCUGAAUAAAGAACAAAGCUUUAAGCUCUGUGAAGAUUACAAAAUACGAUUUACCUGCCCUUAAUCUUUUUGAACAAGUGAGCAAGAAAGCAGUCCCAGGACCUGGAUCUGGAGCUAGUCAGGCCUGCUUCAGGCUUGAUAUUUGACAAGCGCUGUACAUAAAACAUUAGUCUAAUGGAUUUGGCUGCAAAAAAUAAGCAGUUACUAAGAGAAUAUCACAUUAUAUAGACUUGCAGUUACUGUCUAAUCACGUUGAAUUGUACUACCUGUAUAAUUGUAUAGAAAUUGAAUUUUCAGUAAAAUACAUAUCAUUUUGAGAAAUGUUGGAAAUUGGUAACUAUUAGAGAGCAGAACUGUUGGAACUUUAUGCAUUUAGUUAUUGGUUGCCAUCUCAAUAAAAUAUGAAUGAAGUUUUGUUUU
This is a messenger RNA of Stegostoma tigrinum, 6016 nucleotides long. RefSeq lists its product as uncharacterized. The record is from RefSeq and is a predicted model, not a curated record. NCBI's taxonomy places the organism in Eukaryota, Metazoa, Chordata, Chondrichthyes, Orectolobiformes, Stegostomatidae. Bases 684 to 5660 code for a protein of 1658 amino acids. The transcript has 43 exons.